Dicrocoelium dendriticum is the source of this 267-nucleotide messenger RNA. The record is from the annotation of a GenBank genome assembly. NCBI's taxonomy places the organism in Eukaryota, Metazoa, Platyhelminthes, Trematoda, Plagiorchiida, Dicrocoeliidae.
AUGGAAUUGGCGCCGACUUUACAGAAUUUGGAGACGAUUUUACGGAACGGCGAGGAUUUUUCGGAACUUGACACCAAUUUUACGGACAUGGGUGACGACCUUACGGAAUUAAUCGACGACUUGACAAAAUUGGGCAAUGAUUUUACGGAACUUCGCGACGAUUUUACGGACCUAGGUAACGAAUUUACGCAAAGAAGCGACGAAUUUACAGAAGUGGACAACGAUUUUACGGAAUUAGAAGACUUACGGAAGGGCGCGACCGUUUAA